AUGCCCUGGAUAAAUUGGACAAAUGAGGUGGAUUUUACUCUGUUUGGCCUGUCUAGUGAUCUAAGUGUUCAGUAUUUUCAGUUUGGGAUAUUUCUGCUGCUUUACCUCAUGUCGCUUCUGGGUAAUCUCACCAUCACCAUAGCAAUAUGGGUAGACCAAAAGCUUCACACACCUAUGUAUUUCUUUCUGGGAAAUCUCUCAUUCCUUGACAUUUGCUACUCUUCAGUUACUGUUCCCAAGAUGUUGGUGGCUUUAAUUGGGGGGAACAACAAGAUUUCAUACAGAGGUUGCAUGUCUCAACUGUAUUUCUAUGUCUCUUGCUGCAGUACAGAAUGUUUGCUUCUGUCAGUCAUGGCCUUUGACCGCUAUGUUGCUAUCUGUAAUCCCAUGCAUUACACAGUUAUUAUGAGCAAAAAAACUUGCUUCCAACUGGCUGCAGGUCUUUGGUUAAUUGGAUUCACCAGCUCAAUUGUACACACAGUCUUCACAGCGCGUCUGCCCUACUGUGGCUCACAUAGCAUUUCCCAUUUCUUUUGUGAUAUCCCUCCAAUGCUCCAGCUUUCAUGUGCGGAUACUUUCAUGAAUAAUGUACUAAUUCUCACAGCAGGUGGAUUUCUAGGACUGAGCUCCUUUGUACUUACUCUCAUUUCCUACAUAAAAAUUAUCUCUACCAUCCUAAAUAUCCAGACAAAAGUAGGAAGAGGAAGGGCAUUUUCAACAUGUGCCUCUCACCUAACAGUAGUCACCAUCUUCUUUGGCAGCAUCAGUUUCAUGUACAUGAGGCCAACCUCCAGCUACUCAUUUGAAACUGACAAAUUAAUUUCUCUUCUUUAUGCAGUUUUAACACCAGCUUUAAACCCCAUCAUAUAUUCACUUAGGAAUAAGGAGUUUAAAGCUUCACUGAAGAAGACACUAAUAAAACAUAUUUUUUCAAAAGUCAUUGUAAAAUGGACACCUGCUGGCCCUAUCUCAUCCCAUGACUUAUUUUAA
Xenopus tropicalis (tropical clawed frog) is the source of this 990-nucleotide messenger RNA. RefSeq names its product olfactory receptor family 5 subfamily DK member 1 (gene or5dk1). Lineage: Eukaryota; Metazoa; Chordata; Amphibia; Anura; Pipidae. Gene Ontology annotation, molecular function: olfactory receptor activity; G protein-coupled receptor activity. Gene Ontology annotation, biological process: G protein-coupled receptor signaling pathway; signal transduction; detection of chemical stimulus involved in sensory perception of smell. The coding region runs from base 1 to 990 and encodes 329 amino acids. Gene Ontology annotation, cellular component: membrane; plasma membrane. The transcript has a single exon. The record is from RefSeq and is a predicted model, not a curated record.